AUGAGUGAUAAUAAUAAAAGUAGUAACAAUGUUAAUAAUACAACUGUAAAUAAUAACUCAAACAGUAAUCAUAAUAUACAUAAUAGAAUAUCGAAUGUUCAGAAUAGCAAUAAGACAAUAAAACCACCAAAAUCAGAGAAAUCAAAGAAUGCACUAUUACAUUUCGUAGCUGGAGGAUUGGGUGGAGCAGCAGGAGUUGUCUGUACUUCACCUCUCGAGGUAAUCAAGACACAAUUACAGGGUGCAAGAUCAUCAUUACUUUAUAUUGGUAAACCUAGAUUCGUACCGACCACAUUUUAUUCAUUAUAUAAUUUAGUUUUAAGAGAUGGAGCAAGAGGAUUAUUUAAAGGAUUAGGACCACAUUUGAUUGGUGUCGCACCCGCUAGAGCAGUCCAUUUUUCAACCUACAGUUUUACUAAAUCGAUAUUGGAGAGGUUCGGAGUCAAGGAAGGACCUAUUAUGUAUUGUACAUCGGCUAUCAGUGCCGGUUGUACUGUUGCUCUUGUUACAAGUCCCAUUUGGUUGGUGAAAACAAGAAUGCAAUUACAGACAUCAUUAAAAAAUUUCAAUCAAGGAACCUAUUAUCAUAAUGCAUUUCAUUGUUGUUUAGCUGUAAUCAGAGAGGAAGGUGUUUUUGGAUUCUAUAAAGGUUUGGGUGCAUCGAUCAUCGGUGUAUCAGAGUCUGCUUUCCAAUUUGUUUUAUACGAAGGUUUUAAAAAGAGAAUCAUUGAAGAGAAGAGAAAGAAAUCACAUAAAUAUCCAAAUCCAAAUGAAUUGACAACAAUGGAAUAUUUGACGGCUGCUGGUGUAGCUAAAUUGAUUGCUGCAGUAUCGACAUAUCCUCACGAGGUAGUGAGAACAAGACUGAGAGAAAACGUUGCACCUGGACAUGUACCGAAAUACACAAGCGUUUUACAAGCACUUUACUUAAUUGGAAAGGAAGAAGGUGUGAGAGGAUUGUUUGGUGGUGUCGGUGCUCACGUGCUAAGAGUAGUACCAAACUCUGCUAUUAUGUUUUUAACCUACGAGUUUGUUGUUGAUAUAUGGUCAUCGAUGACAAGAGUAUUCAGCACCAAAUAA
Messenger RNA from Heterostelium album PN500, 1080 nucleotides. RefSeq names its product mitochondrial substrate carrier family protein (gene rimA). The record is from RefSeq and is a predicted model, not a curated record. Gene Ontology annotation, molecular function: pyrimidine nucleotide transmembrane transporter activity. Bases 1 to 1080 code for a protein of 359 amino acids. The transcript is spliced from 5 exons. Gene Ontology annotation, cellular component: mitochondrion. Gene Ontology annotation, biological process: pyrimidine nucleotide import into mitochondrion. NCBI's taxonomy places the organism in Eukaryota, Evosea, Eumycetozoa, Acytosteliales, Acytosteliaceae.